Molecule: messenger RNA, 684 nt
Organism: Symbiodinium natans
Lineage: Eukaryota; Dinophyceae; Suessiales; Symbiodiniaceae
Source: the annotation of a GenBank genome assembly
AUGUCGCAGCCACAGAUUUCCCUGACAUACUUCAACAUCGAGGCGGCCGCUGAGAAAGUUCGCCUCGCGCUGGUCAUGACCGGCACCGAAUUUGAGGACAAGCGUGUGACCUUUGAGGAGUGGGGGGCCCUGAAGCCCAGCACGCCCUAUGGCCAGUUGCCUCUGAUGACCGUCACAAACCCUGAUGGCACAGUGAAGAGCUUUGCCCAGAGUGUGGCGAUGAUGCGAUGGGUGGCCCGCAAGUUUGACACCACGGACACGCUGUAUCCGGCUGAUGCUGAUAAGAUGUUGGAGAUCGAGGAGGUCAUUGGCUUGUCUGAUGACAUGGCGAAGGCAUGGCAGCCGUCCUUGUACAUGGGAAUGGGCCGUCAUGCUCAGUACGGACACCCACAGGAAUGGCCCGAAGCAAAGGAAACGGUAAAGAAAAUGCGUGAGACUUUCAUCGCAGAGGGGCUGCCGCGCUUCAUGGAUUUCUUCUCGAAGAAGCUUGAGGCCACCGGAGCAUUCUUCUGUGGAGACAAGCCCACCAUUGCAGACCUCCAGAUCUUGGCCCAGCUGCGUUAUUUCACCAAAGGUGUCGCCGAUCACGUCCCCGCGGACUGUUUGACACCUUAUCCAGUGGUGACCAGCUGGAUGGACAGGAUGCAUGCCAUCCCGCAGAUUAAGGCCUGGUACAAGCUGUGA